AUGACAUCAUCUUUUCUCAUAUCACCUUCGCCACCAACAGGAAAUAAUCGUCGUAUUGAACUAGCUGGUAUCGAUUUAUUGAUUCUGGCACGUAUUGAUAAUGUAUUUGUUUAUCCUUCGGAAAUAAAUAUUGAUAAAUUUAAAGAAGCACUUAGUCGAACUCUUUCUCUGUGGCCAUUUGUGGCUGGUCGUAUUCUGUUAGAGAAUAGUCAACAUUAUAUCAUUGAAAUGUGUGAUAAUCCUAUUCCAAUAACAUUCGUUGUUAAUAAUAAUUUGAAAGAAUGGCCUCUAGAUUCUAAUGUUUUAGUAGAUUUAAAUGAGAAACACUUACCAACAUUUAUUGAUGAAGUUCAAGUAACAAAACUAUUUAAUGAUUCAUCUGAUGAACCACUUGUUCGAUUCAAAUUAACUCAUAUUGUACAAAGUGAUGAAUGGGUCUUAGGUAUUAGUUGGUAUCAUCCAUUAGGUGAUGCAGCUUCAUGCUUGCAUUUUUCUAAUACAUUAUCACGAUUUUAUCAACAAAUGGAACCAACAAAACCAUUACCUAUAUUUGAACGACGUUUAUGGAGAGAAGAUGAAGCUAAUCCAUUAGUUUUACCGAUACCAAAGCAGGUGCGAGAAGCUCAACCCACAGAAGAAGUUUUAAAAAUUUUUUUAGCUGAUCAACUAAAUUAUGAUCAAGUAAAUCUCCACUUUUCUGGUGACCAACUUGCUACAUUACGAAAAUUGGCUGGUGGAGAUAGUGUAACAAUACAAGAUGCACUUACAGCUUAUAUUAUUUUGACACUUAAUACAUAUUGUUAUAAUAACAAUGAUGAACGUCGUAUUUUACGUACAAAUACAGCUAUUAAUUUUCGUGGCAUUUCUGAUUCGAUUGCUCCACAAGGUCAAGUUGCUAAUGCUGUUUACUCGAUGUUAUCCGAUAGUUUCGAAGAUCCAUAUUCAUUAUCAAAUAUUGCCAAGACAAUACGUCAAUCGAUUAUUCAAUUACGUGAUUCUAAAUUUCUUGAAGCUGGACUAGCUGCCGUCGAUGUAUUAAUGAGAAAUAAUGUUAGAAAUAAUAAAUUGCCGGAUUUACGACUUGUUCCAAAUGAAUUUGUUGUAAAUUCAAAUCACAGAUAUGAUUGGGCAAGUUUAGUUGACUUCGGUUAUACAGAUAGGUGCCGAUUUUAUACGGUUUGGACAGGUGCAUUAUAUUUACGUGCAUUUCGUCUCAAUCCAGAAAAAGAUGGAAACAAAUGGUUACCAAGAGAUCGAGAUGGAGCUGAAAUAGCGUUUCGAAUGGAAAAAGAUUUGAAAGACAAGUUUAUUAAUGCCUGGAAACGAGACAUUACUGAUAAUUUUAAAAGUGUAAAAUAA
This is a messenger RNA of Rotaria sp. Silwood2, 1359 nucleotides long. NCBI's taxonomy places the organism in Eukaryota, Metazoa, Rotifera, Eurotatoria, Philodinida, Philodinidae. The record is from the annotation of a GenBank genome assembly.